AUGGCCCUGCGCAUACCCACCAUCUCCUCGUCCCACGGGCUGGCCUCCUCGCCGGCGCCCAUCUCCACGACGUGCCGGCCGGCUGUCUUGGCGGUUGGCAGCAGCUGGGCGGCGGCGGCGGUCCAGAAGAGGAGCCUGCUGCUGGCGGCGACGGCCUCCGAGACGAGGGGAGUCGCGCCGGUGAGGUCGAGCGGGAUCGAGACGACCUCAGUGGGAGCUGCGGCUGAGGCCGUCACCGGGCAGGUCACGGAGGUCAACAAGGACACCUUCUGGCCCAUCGUCGAGGCCGCCGGCGACAAGGUCGUCGUCCUCGACAUGUACACCGAGUGGUGCGGGCCUUGCAAAGUGAUGGCUCCCAAGUUCCAGGAGAUGUCUGAGAAGAACCUGGACGUUGUGUUCCUCAAGCUCGACUGCAACCAGGACAACAAGCCGCUUGCAAAGGAGCUGGGCAUAAAGGUUGUUCCAACGUUCAAGAUCCUCAAGGGUGGGAAGGUCGUCAAGGAGGUCACCGGCGCCAAGAUCGAGGAGCUAGCGCAUGCCAUCGACACAGUCAAGUCAGGCUGA
Messenger RNA from Miscanthus lutarioriparius, 564 nucleotides. NCBI's taxonomy places the organism in Eukaryota, Viridiplantae, Streptophyta, Magnoliopsida, Poales, Poaceae. The record is from the annotation of a GenBank genome assembly.